GUUAUUCAGCGACGAAUAGAGGAAUCGGUAAAUUUCUUCACAACUUGGAAUGAAUACAAAACGGGAUUUGGAGAUGUGGAGAGAGACUUCUGGUUUGGAAAUACCAAUAUCAACCGUAUAACCAGCCACGGUAAUUAUGAGCUGAGAAUUGACAUGGAAGGCAACUCAAUUCGCAAAGUUUACGUUCUGUACAAGAACUUCACCAUAGCAUCAGAGAAAGACGACUUCCGGCUGCAUGUGGGUUAUUUCAUUGGGAAUGUCACCAACGAGCUAUCUUACCACGACGGAAUCAAAUUCAGCACAGAGGAUGAGGAUCACGACGAAUCUAAUGAUAACUGCGCGAAACUCCACGAAGGAGGCUGGUGGUAUCGAAACUGCACACGUUCCAAUCUUAACGGCCAUUAUCUGGGAUCGGAGAAAACGACCGGAGCCACGUGGGGAAAACACGCUCUGAAGACAAUAUUGAUGAAGAUCAAACCCAUUGUUACGUCAAAAGCGACCGAGAGCCCUUCUCUAAAACUGUCAGAA
Gigantopelta aegis is the source of this 528-nucleotide messenger RNA. RefSeq names its product angiopoietin-related protein 1-like. The record is from RefSeq and is a predicted model, not a curated record. The transcript is spliced from 3 exons. NCBI's taxonomy places the organism in Eukaryota, Metazoa, Mollusca, Gastropoda, Neomphalida, Peltospiridae. The annotation marks the transcript as partial.